Molecule: messenger RNA, 453 nt
Organism: Didymodactylos carnosus
Lineage: Eukaryota; Metazoa; Rotifera; Eurotatoria; Philodinida; Philodinidae
Source: the annotation of a GenBank genome assembly
AUGGCUGACCAACGCUUGGCUAUUCUCGACCAAGCUAUUGCUCAAGCUCAGCAAUUUGCUGGAUCCAUUUUGGGUUUAGUUCAACAACAGCUCUUGGCAUUAGCUCAACAAGCCACACAACAAUUACAAAACUUGGUUAGUGGUUUAGGAAACGGACGCGCCUUUGAUUUCAGCUCAAUCUUGACUCUUGUUCAACCAAUGAUCCAACAAUUCAUCAGUCAAAUCACCGGAUCAUUGGGCUCGAUCUUCAAUCUCUCAAGUAUCCUCGGUGGACGUGCAGGAUUGAACCUUGGACAAAUCUUCGGCGAUUUCUGGAAUACAAUUGGACCAGCAAUCACUGGUUUAGGACAACACUUCUUAGAUCAAGGUUUAUCAGCAGUUUUGGGAGCAAUCGGUGGCCGUGGAUUCUCAGAUAUCUGGACAGGUAGGCUGACAAAUAUCAGCAUCACAAAU